This is a messenger RNA of Sinocyclocheilus rhinocerous, 1218 nucleotides long. Its product is annotated as protein lifeguard 1-like. The record is from RefSeq and is a predicted model, not a curated record. The coding region runs from base 145 to 1119 and encodes 324 amino acids. The transcript is spliced from 7 exons. Gene Ontology annotation, cellular component: membrane; endoplasmic reticulum; Golgi apparatus. NCBI's taxonomy places the organism in Eukaryota, Metazoa, Chordata, Actinopteri, Cypriniformes, Cyprinidae. Gene Ontology annotation, biological process: negative regulation of apoptotic signaling pathway.
CUUCCGAGGAGACGGGAAGUUUGGAGUUUUUCCAAAGAAAACAGAACAUUUAGUUUCAGAUCUCCAAGUUUAAGUUCAUCUGGCAGAAAACAGCGCAAAGCUCAGCUUUACUCUCAGUCCGCAGCGAAAUAACUGAGAUCAGUCAUGGCACAAAACAAAAGCGGCUACACUCGCUUGGAAAACCCCCCUGAGUUCAGCGCCGUGAAUCCGCCGCCGCCUUAUAAUGCUGGCGUUCCCGUCGUCGUCAGACCCGCUCCACCCACCGCUUCUGGGAAUCCCAUGUACGGACAGGGAGGCUCCGGAUAUCCACAGCAUCCCUAUCCUACAGCAGCUCCUCACUUCACCGAAGCGUACCGCGGCGGACCGUACAAACAGCCGCUUUCUUACGAAGUGGAUAAACCGGGACACAGCGAUCCUCCUCCAGAAUAUGAGAACAAGCAGUUCAUCGGCUCUGGACUCGAUAAUGAAGCCGUCAGAAGACUGUUCAUUCGGAAGGUGUUUUCGGUCUUGAGUCUUCAGCUGGCAGUGACCUGCGGCUUCGUGGCCGUCUUCACCUUCGAGCCUCACGUCAAGCUGUUCGUGAUGCAGAACGCCUGGACUUACUGGGUCGGCUAUGUUGUCUUCCUAGUGCCCUACGUAGUGAUCCUGUGCUGCGGAGAGUUUCGCAGGACGCAUCCGUGGAACCUCGUUUCUCUGAGUAUCCUGACGCUAGCGAUGUCUUACAUGGUGGGCGUGAUCUCCAGCUUCUACGACACUGAUAUCGUGAUGAUGGCCAUCGGCGUCACUGUGCUGGUCUGCUUUACAGUCAUCGUCUUCUCUCUGCAGACCAGAUAUGACUUCACUUCCUGUUACGGCGUGCUGUUCGUCUGCUUCAUCGUCGUGCUGUUCUUCGGGAUCCUGUGCAUCUUCCUGUACAACAGGAUCCUGGACCUCAUCUACGCGUCGCUGGGAGCGCUGAUCUUCACCUGCUUCUUGGCCGUGGACACGCAGCUGCUUCUCGGGAACAAGACUCUGUCCCUGAGUCCCGAGGAACACGUCUUCGCCGCGCUCAACCUGUACCUGGACAUCAUUCAGAUCUUUUUAUACAUUUUGCGAAUCUUUGGAAAAAGCCGUGGCUAAAAGUCCACCACGCGACCAGUUAAAGAUGAAGAGUGGUGUUUCCUUCUGUGUUAAAGGGUUAGUUCACCCAAAAAUGAAAAUUAGCCCAUAAAUUACUCA